UUUUAACACCCGUUUUAACGUAAGGGUUACCUUUGAAGUUAUUAAUUUACAAAAUUUCUGAUCAGAUGUUUGCGUUCUGCCGCUGAUCCCGAAAACCAGUACAAUACAAUAGGACAACAAUUGUAUUCUAUGCGGGCAUUAAAAUGUAUACUUUAAGAAGAGAAUAAGAAUAAGAUUUUAUGAUUUUUGUUGUGGUGGUUUUGUUUCUUUUAGGGUGAUUGACAUCACAAAUUUGAAUUCAGAUUUGUAAGUUUCUUCUUGGUGUCAAACUUGGUGAAGUUCGUAAUAACUAUAAUAGAAUUUUAGCUCUUUACUUAAAGAAAUAAUCGUGGACUCAUUUUGUGUUCUAAAGUGAAUGCAUUGUCAUUUCUGUCCACUGACAGCACACACUACAGUGAAGUCACGGAGUAAGGCUGUUCAUGCUAAAUCAAAGUUGUUGUUUGUUUUUUUUCUAUAUUUCGGACCAUUUCCAUACACACAUUUACGGCUGUAUGUAUGACUCGAUUCCUCAGCCUGGCAGAUCUGGUUUGUCUUAUGAAGAAUGUUGCUCUACUGGUGGAGGAAACCAACAAGUCUUUGUUAACUGCCCCUCCCGUUCGACAGCACUGUACCUGUACGUUUGAUUCAUCCACCAACAUCUGUUCGGUUUCACUCUUGUUUACUUGAGCGCAGAUCAGCAAAGUUAUUCGAACAUUUUUUCACACAUUCACAAUAUUGUUAUAAACUUGUUUUAAGGUGACUCGACCGAACCCGUUUCGGAAUGCCUUGUAAAACCAGUCACUUCGUUUUAAACAACUGUGAGUGUCACAUCAGGGUAGAUGGAUUGUGUCAUGUGCCCCUCCCCUUCUUUCCAGGUUCAUUCUUUGACUGCUCUCUGACAGAAGUCACUUCUUGAGAUCCAGGUCAUGGUUUUCACAUGUCACCUGCGAAACUUUGGGAAUCUAAACAGAAAUGUGAUUUGAAGCUGGGAUUUUGGCGACGCGCGUCGCAUUUUAAAUGUCUGAAAGUUAAAUGCCACGGAAAAUAUAUGUCCACUGUUUGUUUCUAACGCCAUUUGUUGGACUUGAUGAAAAAGUUGGAAAUCAGCGCCAGCUAAUGGAUCGAGGAAAGAAGCGAAGAUGUUUGAGAUUCACAGGAAGGAAGUUCAUAUCUUCAAGCCUGCUAGUGCUGACCCUCUGGAUCCUCGUAUUGGUCACAUUGAGGUACCAACCCAUCCCUGAGCCUCUUCCUACUCCUGUAAAAGAUCAUACUCCAGUUCAGACAAUUUACAAGUACAACAUCAGCUGCUCUGCUGUGUAUGACACGGACCCAGUAGAGUUGGGGAAAACUUUGAUAAUUCGCCGAAAGCACAUUGUAGAGGACGUGGAUGAAAGUCUUAUUAAUCUUACCUCCAACUGUCCUUCGUUCCUCAAGUCCAGAGGAUAUGACAAAGUGUGUGUCUCAGAGGAGGAGAGGGACUUUCCAAUUGCUUAUUCUUUAGUUGUGCAUAAAUCUGCAUGGAUGGUAGAGAGACUCAUCAAAGCACUGUACUCACCAAAUAACAUCUAUUGCAUUCACUAUGAUCAGAAAUCUUCAGUGCCGUUCAUUUCAGCUAUUGAAGGCCUUGUAAACUGCUUGCCCAAUGUCUUCAUCGCAUCCAAACAGGAGUCUGUAUACUAUGCGAGCAUCUCUCGUUUAAAAGCUGACCUCAACUGUUUGUCUGACCUUUUGGAGGCAGACGUCAAGUGGAGAUAUGUCAUCAAUCUUUGUGGCCAAGAUUUUCCCCUCAAGUCCAAUAUCGAGCUGGUGGCCGAACUAAAGAAUUUGAAGGGUGAGAAUAUGCUGGAGACGAGCCAACCUACGAAGUAUAAGUCAGGGAGGUUCACGUUUCACUACGAGCUGAAGGAUGUCAACUAUGAAUAUAAAAAACUGCCAAUAAAAACAGAACAGAAAAAGGAUCCACCGCCUCAUGAUAUCAAGAUGUACUCUGGAAAUGCAUAUUUUGUCUUGUCGAGGGAAUUCAUUGAGCACUUAAACUCAUCACCUGUGGUGAAAGAUUUUUUAGCCUGGUCUGAGGACACCUACUCCCCAGAUGAGCACUUUUGGGCCACACUUGUGCGGCUGCCAGGUGUUCCUGGAGAGGUGCCAAGGUCCCACCCUGAUAUCACUGACCUGAUGAGUAAGACCAGGUUGGUAAAGUGGAAAUACCUGGAAAAACACUUCUACCCACCCUGCACGGGGUCACACAUGCGAGGUGUUUGCAUUUUUGGAGCAGCAGAACUGAACUGGCUGCUCAACUAUGGUCACUGGUUCGCUAACAAGUUUGAUACUAAGGUGGACCCCAUUAUCAUCCAGUGCCUUGAGGAGAAACUGGAGGAGAAAAGGCAGUUGUUUCAGUCGGUGUCACAACUCUCCUGCUCCAAGAAUUAACCCAUCUCCUACCAUUCAUGUACCUUUGAAAUACAAUGACAAAAUCAGUUUAGUUGUUGGGGAUUAGUUUUUCUCUGUUACACUCUGUUAAAAUCAUUAAAGCCUGGAUGAAUUUUGAACCAUUCAGGGAGUUUCUUUUAAUUUAAUGACCAAACAAAGCAUUCAUACUGUAGUGAAAAUUGUACCAAUGACAGUAUUUAAAUUAGGGAUUGAGUCAAUUGGAUUAACCAAAAUGAUCUUUCAUUGGUCUGGUGACCAGUCCGGGAUUUUACUUGGUCUUUUGCCAUAUUGUUAGACCUAAACAAGAAAAAUAGUAGAAAUUGAAUGAAAUAAAUGAAUGUCAAACAUUAUGUAUAUACUGUGAAUUGGUUCCAAACCUAUCACUGAUAUUCAGUCUAAAAAAUCACAUUCAUUCAUAUAAGGGUAAUAAAACAUUUAAUAUUUUGUUACAUUUCGAUGAAUGUCUUAAUUUAUACCUAUAGCUUGUAAUGAGAUAUUUUAAAAAUCACCUAGUUCUUAUUUUUCCUUUUAAGAUUUCAAACUUAGUGAUUUAACUGUAUACAGUUAUAAAAUGAUUUAUAUGGGAUAACAUGGUUUAUUUUUUCUUUUUUUUUGUUAAUGUGGAUAUGUUUCUAAUAAAAGUUUUACACAGAGUGGCUUGUCUGUAAUAUCCCGUCUUCAACUUUAGUCAUUGCACUUGAAAGUGAAAAACUUACUGUGAUGUUAUCUUGUCUC
Molecule: messenger RNA, 3144 nt
Organism: Cynoglossus semilaevis (tongue sole)
Lineage: Eukaryota; Metazoa; Chordata; Actinopteri; Pleuronectiformes; Cynoglossidae
Product: beta-1,3-galactosyl-O-glycosyl-glycoprotein beta-1,6-N-acetylglucosaminyltransferase 4-like
Exons: 3
Coding region: 1012-2409 (465 amino acids)
Cellular component (GO): membrane
Molecular function (GO): acetylglucosaminyltransferase activity
Source: RefSeq, a predicted model, not a curated record